GGGAAAUCUGAACUGGUACUCCCUCCAGCCACUCAAAGCUACAACUUUGAACUUACUAUAAUGUUAAUAAUCAAUAAUCUAAUACAUAAAUUAUUAUUGUAAUGUUUUCUGUUAGUGUUUUUACUUUUUAUCAUCUGUUAUGAAAAAUAAAAUGUAAAAAAUAGUAAUUGGAAUACCCAUUGGUAUAAUAUGACGUUUUGUCGUUUACCUAAUAUAUGAUUUUGUUUGAAAAUUGAAAUAAUUAUUGUAAUUACUAAUUGAACAUCUAUGUAGAUUAAUAGAUUGAGUAUUUUGGAAAUUAUUGUUAUUAAUGGCUGGGUUAGAAUCAUUCAAUAUGGACUUCCAGAGACACCGACCCUCAAGGAGUAUAUCAGAACACCCUUCGCAGCUACACCAGAAUUUUCAGGACACCGAAAUGAUCAGACGACAACACCGUGAAACACUCAUGGAAAUGUCUAAAAACAAAGAUAUCCUAGUCAAUGAUACUGUGAACAAAUGUCUAAAACCAACGUGUCUAAUAUUGCAGCAUGUUGUGAGCUAUCCAUUUAUUGUGUUGCGAAGACAAUGCCAGUUACAUUAUGCAUCAACUCGUUAUCAUAUUGUGCCAUUUACAUUAAUUCCAGUAGUAUAUAGACUUGUCAAGACUCAAGGAAUUGGUGUUUUAUGGAAAGGAUUUGGAACAGUUUUACUAAUCAAAGGAAUAACAAUGGCAAUUGAAGCAUUAUUGUCAGAACUCUUUGAUUUACCAAAAGAUACCAAUUCAAUAAAUAAUUCAAAAAGUUUUGGAAAACAUAUUAUAUUAAAAUGUGCAAGUUUGAGUAUUAUCACUCCAUUUUAUUCAGCAUGUCUAGUAGAAACCGUUCAAAGUAAUAUUGCUAGUGAAAAAACUGCAUUUUAUGAUGUCUUUAAAGAAGGUUUCAUUAGACUUCUUCAAUGGAACUGUCCACAAAAAGGUCGAAUGUUACCAGUUUGGAUUAUAGUUGUGCCUACAGUAACAUAUGGAGUUUUAAGAUACAUAACUAAUUUAUUAGUUGGUAAAAGUGUAAAACACUUAUUAAUUAUGUAUGAGCUACGAAUCUGCAAGACUGAAGUUAUUUCAAAAGAUUCUGAUUCUCCAUCUUCUAUUGAUGACCAACUGGAAGCAGUUUCAGAUUUAACAGCUUCUGCAUUCAGUGAUGCUGUUCUUUUUCCUUUGGAGUUAGUUAUGCACCGUCUUUAUUUGCAAGGGACAAGAACUAUUAUUGACAAUUUAGAUACCGGAACUUCUGUAAUGCCGAUUUUAACUGGUUAUGAAGGGCCAUUAGACUGUUUUGCGACAACUGUUGCACAAGAAGGGCGAUUAGGUUUAUUUAAGGGAUUUGGAGCAUUGUUACUUCAAACAUCAUUAAUAGUAAUUUUGUAUAAAGUAGUGAAAAUAAGCCUUGUAAAAGUGGUUGAUGCUUAUGCCUCUACAUCAUCAAAUCAAUCGCCACAAGCUGUAAUUAAUAAACCUAAUAAUUCAAUUAAUACACAAGAGCAGUCCAUUAUACCAGAUUUUAGACCUUUAAUGCGAUCCACUUCUUUUAUGAUGUAAAUUUUUUAUUAAUUCUUAUCACUUCAAUAAAUUUGUUAUACUCACAUUGUAGCACUUAUUUUAGUCAUAUAACUUUUAAAAAAAAACAUGUGUCCUUAAUAUAAUUUUAAUAAAUUAGAAACAUUUAAAUACAAAA
Metopolophium dirhodum (rose-grain aphid) is the source of this 1709-nucleotide messenger RNA. RefSeq names its product mitochondrial outer membrane protein SLC25A46-like. NCBI's taxonomy places the organism in Eukaryota, Metazoa, Arthropoda, Insecta, Hemiptera, Aphididae. The transcript is spliced from 6 exons. The coding region runs from base 311 to 1573 and encodes 420 amino acids. Gene Ontology annotation, biological process: mitochondrial membrane fission; mitochondrial fission. Gene Ontology annotation, cellular component: mitochondrial outer membrane. The record is from RefSeq and is a predicted model, not a curated record.